Branchiostoma floridae (Florida lancelet) is the source of this 3642-nucleotide messenger RNA. RefSeq names its product E3 ubiquitin-protein ligase TRIM33-like. The record is from RefSeq and is a predicted model, not a curated record. Gene Ontology annotation, molecular function: zinc ion binding; protein binding. The transcript has 21 exons. Lineage: Eukaryota; Metazoa; Chordata; Leptocardii; Amphioxiformes; Branchiostomatidae. The coding region runs from base 86 to 3385 and encodes 1099 amino acids.
UGUGUAGCGGGAAGAAUAGCAAAAUGGCGGUGUGAGUUUGGAAGGGUUUUGUGUUGGGACUCCGAAUUCGAAUUCAGUGCUAGAAAUGGCGGAGAAUCCUCAACAGCAGCCUCCAGCCGCACAGGAACCUCACCAAGAACCACGGGAGACAGAAGCCAGGCCCGUCCCGUCCCUGCUACUGAGCUGUGCGGUCUGCAAGUCGGAGGCUUGUCAUGAACCCAAACUCUUCCCCUGCCUUCACACGGCCUGUCGGGCCUGUAUCCUCGCGAACAGUAAUGUUGCCGGUCCGGGCGCCCAGGGCGGCAUACAGGCCAAAGUGAAAUGUCCGAAGUGCCACGCAGAGGCCCACAUCUCGGAGCUGAUCGACAACUUCUUCAUUCAAGACGCAAAGGCUCAUGGGGAGGACAACCAACCAUCCUCCGACCCGCAGUGCACCAGUUGUGAGGAAAACAGUCUGGCAACCGCCUUCUGCGAGGACUGCUCAGAUUGGCUGUGUGAGACAUGCGUGCAGGCCCACGGGAGGGUGAAGAUCACGAAGGAGCAUCAACUGCAGAACAAGGAGGAGGCGUUGGCGGCGCAGGCGGCGAUGGCUUCCCAGCGUCCCCUGUUCUGUCCGCUCCACAGGCAGGAGCAGCUGAAACUGUACUGUGAGACCUGCGACAAGCUGACCUGCAGGGACUGCCAGCUGCUGGAGCACAAGGAACACAGGUACGCGUUUGUCAACGAGGCUUCCCAGAACCACAAGCAGUUUCUCCAGACCCUGGUGACCAAACUGCAGGAGAAGAAGAGCUACAUCCAGAUGGCUCGGGCCAAGAUCAGGGAGAGGUACCGCGAUGUGCAGGAGACAGAGAAGAAAAUGGUCCAGGAGAUCAAGGCCUUCAUGUUCAUGCUGAUCACUGAGAUCAACAAACGAGGGAAGCAGCUGUUAACUGAGCUGCAGCACACCACCAAGGACAGGAUGAACAAGUUGAAGGCCCAAGACGAUGAAAUCCACAGAUUGUCUGUCGCCAUCGACCAUUGUGCGAACUUUGCUGACUUUGCCGUGAACUUGGGGAACAACACGGCGCUGCUGUACAGUAAACGUCACAUCACCAACCAGCUCAAAAACAUACUCAGGACCCGCUGUGAACCCAACCCUUGUGUGCCCUCCGCAAUGAAGUUUAUGGUAGACGGCACCUUUGUAGCACAGUAUAUCAGCAGACUGGGAGCACUGAUAGUAGAGGGAGACCAACUACAGAUGGCACAGGAAAGACAAAGACAGUUACAUCAACAGCAGCAGCAGCUUCAACAACAGCAACAACAACACCUUCAAAAACAACAACAACAACAACAGCAGGCUGCCAGUCAGCAGAGGCACGUGCCGACCUCCUCCGGUAUCCGCCCCCCACCCCCCUUGGUUCCCCGCCCCGUGCCCCCCACAUCUAGCGCGGUGCACCCCACCCACGGGUCGCAGCAACCCACGGGCAUGACCCACAGACCGACACUACAGCAGCAACAGCACCAGAUGAGACAGCUACAGGCGUAUCUACAGAGGGCACAGGCACAGGCCCAGCUGCAGCAGGUGAGCCCCAGCGCAGCAGCCGCAGCAGCUGCAGCCUACCAGCAGGGCAAACAGCUGCAGGGAUUCACAGGUGCUGUCCCACAGCAGCAGGUGCCUACAUCCUCCGGCAUGGUGAAUCUGAACAGUCUUCCCAAGCUGCAGAGUGUUCCCCCUCUCACCCAGGAGCAGCUCCAGGCGCUGGCACAGAAGGCAGCUAGUCUGGCCAACCUGCAGCGGGCACAGCCAUCCAGACAACAGAGCGCUGCCGCCCAUCUGCACGGUAUGAUGCAGUCAGCGGCCAGGCCACAGAACCACAACAGAAACCACAUCAGACCUCAGAUUGUGGGGCCACAGAACCACAACAGAAACCACAUCAGACCUCAGAUGUUUCCGCACAUUCCGGCAUCCUCUGCAGCUCAGCCCGGUACAAGCGCGGCGCACCCCCCGCAGCCGCCAGCGUAUCCGCAACAGAGACCGUUAGCGCCCGCCAAUCCCAGCGCAGCGCCUCCCAGCAUGCAUCAGGGCAUGGCAGCUCUACCGAGGGAAGAGGAGAGAGUCGACAGCGGGAUCGCUAGUUCGCCCUCGGACAACGGACAGGCCCAGCCUUCGUCACCAAGACUGCAGGUACCCAUGCCUUUAUCUGAAUCAAGACCUUAUAAUGGGCAAAUCAUCGUUUUGCAUAACGUUCCAUAUCUGUGCUUAGAGAUGGUCAACUCCCCACCAGAGAAUGCAGCAGGAGGGGCAGCUGGGGCUGAGGGUCAAAGGUCAAGGUCAAGACCCAGCAGUAGGGACAGUGCAGGAUUCCAGCCCCAGGUUCCCCUUCAAGACGUCUUGAAAGACGUUAAGAAAGAAAAGUCAAACUCAGGUGCCAGCUGCAGUUUUGCUGCUGGCAGCCAGGGGGAGCCGGGUAGCACCUCCACCAACACUAAUGUCAGGGUAAAACAAGAAAAGGGACUGUCGCACACCUGUGGGAGAGGAGAAGGUGAUCACGAGAGUCUCAGCACAGGUGCCUCCGCCUCGGCAACCACGGAACUGCCCCCGGCAACCACCGGGCUCCCCGUGUCCAACACGGGACUACCUCUCCCCACGGCAGCCGACGCGUUGGCGGCCAUGGAUGCACAACCUACACACAACCCGGAGGAUCCCAACGAAGACUGGUGCGCGGUGUGUCACAACGGCGGCGACCUGCUCUGCUGUGACACCUGCCCCAAGGUGUACCACCUCACCUGUCACGUUCCCAACAUUCCGGCCAUGCCCAGUGGAGACUUCAUGUGCACAUUGUGUGAGGAGCUGCCAGAAGCAGACACCACCCCCAUAUCUGAACAUGGCAACAAACGAAAGGCACCGACUGGGAUUCCUGAAAGGGACCUCAAGGUGUGUGAAAAGAUUCUGCUGGAGUUGUUUUCCCACGAACACAGUGUCCCUUUCCAUGAUCCUGUUCCAACAUCCGUUCCGAACUACCAUAAGAUCAUCGCCCACCCGAUGGACCUGACCACAAUCGAGAGCAAACUGCACAGGAAGCACUUCAACCACUACCAGAGCAUGGAGGAGUUCAUCUAUGGCAUCGCCCUGGUCCUCACCAACUGUGCUAAGUACAACCUGCCUGUCUCUGACAUGGGCAAAGCUGGAAAAGAAGUGGAGGCCUGGACAGAAAGGCUUCUGACCUACCAUGCUCCUGAGUUCCUGUCCUCCUUCCUGGUCUACAUGAGGAGAUGUGGGGAGGAAACAGUUGGAAGUGCUUCCGGGUCAGGGGUCACUGAGCCCAAGAAGAGGAGGGCACCGUCCGGAGAUAGGAGAAAGACGGAAGAGAAAUCGUCAAAGGAACCAAUUGUACAUAUUAGAUAGAACGUUUUACAGGACAUUUUGCAAUAUUUGUGGAAGUUACAAAUGUAUUUAUGGAGCAUUUUUCCUCUGUCGACACACUUUCAUUGAUGCAAGAGAAAAAAUGUAUUACUAAGAAAAAUGCCUUGAAACUUGGCAGUGUAUCGUUGCCAAGGCAGUUUUCCAGACAUGGGUAGUUAGUUGUAGACCUUGUCAAUUGAUUUGUAAAACCCUUUUAAAGGGAAGUAACCAAAGAACGAUUUUCAAACCAGAACAAACCA